AUGGCUAAAAUGAUGACCUACAGGGACAUUCUAGAGCGGCAUCUGCCCAUCCACCAUGCAGAGUCUAAGGGUGUCCAGCGCACACUUGUGGCAUGCCAAACAUGCCGGCAUAGGAAGUCCAAGUGCAACUCUGGCGACCCUUGCCUAACGUGCUCCCACUUGAAGGUGCCCUGUGUUCGGGUUCCAUCGAGCACACAAGUUACUCCCACUCGGGUCACCCGUCCACAGGCCUUGGCCGAAGAGCCCCAUGAUGAAAACGCAGUCCCCAUAGGACUGCACGUUAAUACACUCUGGGACACAUCUUCGACUUGCAAUAAAGACUCUGGCGAUACCCCUGGUUCAUCGCGGAAGCAUUCAACCAUCAGUACUAUAGCAGACGGGGAGGUCUCAGGUACUCUUAGAUUUAACUGGCCGUCUGUUAAUGAGUGGGCAUCGGAAGUCCGACCAGUUUCUUGUGACGUUGAUUUGGUAGAGGCUUUGCUUGCUUUGCCCGCGACAGAAGACGAUAAUCAAUGCCAGCCAGUAUUACCACAAACGCCAGAUUCCUUAACCAGCAUGGGACAGACUUGCCUCCCCGAAACAGUGUUUCACGAGGCAUGGGGAAUUCUCCACCACUCUACUCUGGAACGAGCAGACCAAUACCCGUGGGUCUCACAGGCUCUGAAAUUAGUCAAAUGGCCGCUGUCAAAAAAUAAUGAGCGGAACAAACUGGUGACGGAUUUGAUGAGGCACUUGGUAGCCGGCCCGGAAGGCCUUGACUCCAGACUAACCGAGACAUUUCGAGCUAUCCAAGCUCUUGUGAUAGUUUUGAUAUCGUUUACUGCUGAAGAUAUUUUGUCGGAAUCCGCCCAUUGGGCUGCGCAGGGCACUGAUGUAGCUAUAUCUGCAAUGCGGCGCAUGGGGAUGUUUUCCGGGCAAUGGGUGCCACUGGAUAACUUGGAAGAAGACAGGUGGAUGUGUGAAGAAGAAGUCAAGAGAAUGGCUUACGCCGUCCUUCGGCUGGAUGUAUAUUUCAGCAUCGCCAUACAUCGUCCUCCAUCUGUACGCUUUCAAGAACUCCGUCUUGCCCUCCCUGUCACUGAAACCCUUUGGAGAGCUUCAAAAGCAGAGGAUAGAUAUCGCCUUCAGUGGUUUGAACCAGCGGGGCGUGAUAAGUGCAUUUUCCAAUCUGCCGUCCAGGAAAUCUUUCAGAGUGCCGGUGAAUUACCUGAUAACCAGCGGCAGCCUUUUGAAGAACUAGAUAGUCAUUUGGCCCUUUGUGCAAUCCAAGUGGACUUAUGGUCAGCCAUUCAAGCAUUGCGUGGAGUGAAAGAUGGCGCCGGCACAGAAUUUCUAAUGCCGGUAAGCCAACAGGGUAGUCUCGGCUACCAAAGAAACCAUUUGUCCUACUGCCAAUCAUACCUCGAAGGUGCAUAUAAAAGAGGGCAUAUAUGUUGCACAGGCCGUUCGGAAUCACAACACUUUUGGCUCACUCUGAACUUGACCUUAUUCCACUUGACGCUUCUCAACAUUCAUGCAGAUAUUUCUCUUCUCGAAAGCCAGCGCGGUGGUAAUUCUCGGCAAGAAAUAGAGUCCCGUAGGGCAAUUCGAGCAUGGGCAGAUUCCGCUCAUGGGCGCAAAGCAGUAUUCCAUGCAGCCCAGCUGCAGCAGAAGUCUGAAUGCAAAACAUGUGCUUCAUGGCCAGAAUACUACAAAUAUUGGAAUCCAUUGAGACCGAUAGCUUUGUUGUAUAGUUGUAUUGUCUUGUGUGCCUACAACGCUGAAUGCACGAUAUCUCUGGUUGAGGAUAGCGCUGCGGUGGAACUGUCUGGAGUGAGCGGCAUGGAUGAAGCGGUUCAAUACUGGAUACGGGAAGGUGGUAGUGCAUCUAUUCGGGGCACAAUUCUAGGGAGGUCCGCUCUAUCUCAGCUGAUCCCAUGGUCUUGUGAGCGACUGUCGAUGUUCAAUGCGAGCUGUCGUCGAUUCGAAAGGUUUGUGUCUGCAGCCACCGAUUACCGCUAG
Messenger RNA from Nannizzia gypsea CBS 118893, 2001 nucleotides. RefSeq lists its product as hypothetical. Gene Ontology annotation, molecular function: DNA-binding transcription factor activity, RNA polymerase II-specific; zinc ion binding; DNA binding. The record is from RefSeq and is a predicted model, not a curated record. Lineage: Eukaryota; Fungi; Ascomycota; Eurotiomycetes; Onygenales; Arthrodermataceae. Gene Ontology annotation, biological process: regulation of DNA-templated transcription; DNA-templated transcription. The coding region runs from base 1 to 2001 and encodes 666 amino acids. The transcript has 4 exons.